This is a messenger RNA of Petromyzon marinus (sea lamprey), 4471 nucleotides long. RefSeq lists its product as uncharacterized. The record is from RefSeq and is a predicted model, not a curated record. NCBI's taxonomy places the organism in Eukaryota, Metazoa, Chordata, Hyperoartia, Petromyzontiformes, Petromyzontidae. Gene Ontology annotation, cellular component: nucleus. Gene Ontology annotation, biological process: cell differentiation; regulation of transcription by RNA polymerase II. Gene Ontology annotation, molecular function: DNA-binding transcription factor activity, RNA polymerase II-specific; sequence-specific DNA binding.
GUCCGCACUACGAAUUCCGAACAAAGCGCCCGUCACUUGCUGGGACAAUCCGAGGAGGGGGAGGGGAGGGGGCGCUCUUUCCAAAUUACCAUUUUUAAACCGCCCUUACCUGUCCGCACUACGAAUUCCAGAUUCUGCACCGGCGCGCUUUAUCCGCGCUGGGAAUUGCGAACGAGGGGCGUGGAGGAGCCGCCGCGUUGGGCUGCGCGCCGAUUGGUUCGUUUUAACGCGGCCGCGGAGGCUCCUCCUUUUCCGGGGUAUCGCGAGCGGCGGUGCAGCCGCUUCACUUCCGCGGUCUGUGGGCGCCCGCACCACGACUCUCAAACUCGUCUUCUGGGGGGGGGUCCUAGGGGAGGAGAAAUGAUGUGCGUGUGGGUUGUUCUCGCGGGCGGUUAGUGGUGGGAAUAUCUGUCGAACAAAAAAAAUUGUUUUAAAAAAAAUCGUAGCAUAGAAGAACGGAUAAAUUCGCUCGAGGAUUUUUUUUGUUUUGUGUGUUUUUUUUAAACGCAUCGCAAAGUUCGCCUCGACCCGAUCCUUCCUCCCCCCCCCACCCCACAGUGUGUACGGUCGCCUUUUUAAAAAAAAAAUAUCGUGAGAACGUCCAGCCUUCUCACACGAUGGUCGCUCUCGAGUAGCAAGCUACUACCCACCCCCAUUUUUUACCUUCAGAGGUACAUGACGAGUUGCGGGACGAUUGUGUUCCGUUAUCGCCGCCUGUUGUUUGAAUGUCCCGUGGUGAAUGUCUACUGCGAGUCGGUGUGUCGCGUCGCUAUGUGCGUGUUGUGUGUGUGUUGUGUGUGUGCGCGCCCCAAUGUUACAUUCCACGCUCGCCUCCGGCCGCGGUGAAGUAUGGUCACAUAACCCCACAACGACCCCGUGACGGCAUGCGGGAGGCGAUCUCUCUCGCUCGCUCUCCCUCCCUCUCUCUCUUCUUCCUUAACGCGUGGCAACUCCGCAGCGGCUGUACCUGGAGGGGCUCGCGGUGUGCUUUAGGAACCGCCUUCGGUGUUGUUCGCUCUCUGCCCGGUGGCAUUGGACGCCUCGACGCACUUUUUAGUCUUUCAAAGUUCGACUUCGUCCGCUCGACUUCGUCCGCUCGACGUUCCGCGCGCGUGUUUUGGCCGCGCCAGUGUGCGUUACACGGUUAUUUUAGGCGCCCAAUGUUACGACGACUGUUCCUUUUGAGAGCUGCCUGCUGCUGGUGCCGGUGCCACCAACCCGGAAGAAAUGGCGACUUGCGUGCGACAGAACCGUCUCGAGCUGCUGCUAAGAGCCGCGGUGGAGGCGUCCGUCAACGGCCACUUCAGCGAUGACUGCCACUCCGAGACCAUCGAGGCGGCGGAGGCCCUGCUGCACAUGGAGGCCACAGACUCCGUCACCGACGCGAUGGACUCCCACAUCUUUGCGCCCGACGUGAGCGGCGACGGCGGCGGCGGCGGCGGCAGACACGUCGACGUGGUCAUGGUGCACGAGGGUCACGAGCACGGUGCGGGGGGACACCACCCCCAGGCCGACGCGCAGGCCAACAACCGCAAGAAGAAAGCACGGAAGCCCAAGAGCAGCAGACCGUGCUCCCCUAUCCUGCCGACUGACGGGCCGCUCAGGAAGAAGUCUCGAGAAGGUCACACGGUGUACCUGUGGGAGUUCCUGCUGUCGCUGCUGCAGGACAAGAACACGUGCCCGCGCCUCAUCAAGUGGACCGAGAAGGAGAAGGGAAUCUUCAAGCUCGUCGACUCGAAGGCCGUGAGCAGACUCUGGGGGAAGCACAAGAACAAGCCCGACAUGAACUAUGAGACCAUGGGCCGCGCGCUCAGGUACUACUACCAGCGCGGCAUCCUCGCCAAAGUGGAGGGCCAGAGGUUGGUCUACCAGUUCAAGGACAUGCCCAGGAACCUGCUGCUGGAGGACUGCUCGGAGGAGGGAGGGUCCUCACCCAGCACCGCGGAGCCCUCCUCACCGCACCCCCAGGGCCGCCCGGAAGGGGCGAUGCCGGGCGGCACGAUGGGCGGACGGAACCGCCGACCCAACCGACCGGGCGGUGGGCUCUCCGCCAAGUCGCCCCUUGCCAAGGCUAAGCCGCAGGACCAAGUGAUCGUGGACGGCAGAGCGGCACAGGUGCCGGUGGUGGUCACCAUGGGGGCUCAGAUGCAGCAGCAGCAGCAGCAGCAGUCGGUGAUCACGAGCGCUGCCGCGUCGACGCAGAAGAUCGUAUUCCAGACGAUGCCGGGCCUCUCUGCGGUAGCGGCGCAGACGGGCGGCUCGAGCUCGCGGCGUGGCGAGAUCGUGAGCCUCGCUUCCGGCACGCCGCUCCUCUUCCUCACCAACGGCGACGGUUCCCAGCCCGGUGUCAUCACCACAACCGUCAUCCGGGGCCCCGAGGGCAAAAACGAGAACGUCCUCCUACUAACGCCGCUCAAAUCCCAGCAGCAGCAGCAGCAGCACCGCCAGUGCCACGGUGAGGCCGAACCGGGGGAGGUGCUCUCGGUCAUCAUCGGCGGUGGCCACGACGGCACCGGCGUCUCGCUGCCGAUGACUUCGCUGUCGUCGGAGAUGACGUCGCUGUCGGCGGACAUCACGACCCUCCCCACGGAACUCACCUCGCUGCCCGAGCAGAUCACGGCACUGCCCGCCGACGGGACGAUACUCGCCGAGGAGGAGGAGGAGGAGCCGCACGUCGUGGUCAAGCUGGAAACGGACGAGCAGCAGCAGCGGCUGAUUAAAGAGGAGCGGGAGGAUUUGUCGCUUCCGGAGCAGAUCACGGAGGAACCGACCAUCCGGAAAAUCAAAAUCGAAUACAAUGACAAAAACUUCUGAUGUACAUGAGGAUGAAAUUAUUUUGAUGGCGGUUGGGACAGUGAAGGCAAUCACAUGUAAAUGUUUCCUCCCCUAGAUUUAUAAUUUCCAAACAAAUUUAAUAGUAAAUGCUGUUUGUAAAAAAAAAAAAAUCGAAAACAUGCAUAUAUACAUAUAUCUAUGAAUCGGUUAGGUGGGAGAGAUGGGGGGGGGGGGGUGGGGGGCGGGACUCGAACCGGGGUCAACACGAAGAAAGCGUGGAAGCUCUUGACCAAGAGGCCUCUGGCGAUCGCGUGCCGGCCGGGAGAGGCUGCAGGCAAUCUCUGCUGCAGCUGCUGUCCCAUAGGGGGCAGCGCCGACCCAUAGCGGCGCUGCGCGAGCCAGAGGCUCUCUCCCGUACCGCAUCAUCGGAGUCGCGUGCGAGUUCGCGAGGUGGAGGGAAGGGGGGGGGGAGGGGAGGGGCUUUCGUUGCUAACGAAGCCGUCGAGAUUCCCACCGUGACGCUCCCGCGGGCCGCUCCUUCUGGCUCCGCGUUGCUCCUUGCCGUCGCGAUGGAACCGCAAUGCGGCGGCGGCGGCGACGUUCCGCUCGCGCAAAACGUCGCUCGCGCGCGUUCGCAAACGCCCGCGGUCGCCGUGUGGAGGGUGCGGUCGCACCCCCGGACACCCCUGAACGCGCGGGAUACAGCAAAACGCGCACGCACUAGCGGGGACUCCCUCACGGGGUUUUUGUUGCGAAUUCUGCGAUCGAAAACGACCCGAGGGCCGUCGGCGGCUCGUGCGCAAAAAAAAAUUACUCGGCACUUGUUGGCGCGGCAGUGAGAACUCGGGAGAAAUUAAAGCAGCUUCAAACUCCUGCAAAUAAUAGGGCGGGAUUCUGAUUUUUACGGUGCUUCUUGAGCCAGACUGACGCUUGGACAAAUGAGCACAGAGCAGUAAUGUGAUGGUGGGGGGGGGGGGGGGGGUGGGGGGGGGCGAGUUGGUUGUGUGAGCGUGCUUAGUUUACAACAUAGUGAUGCUUCAUACAUCUUGUGGGAUAAUGCUAAAUAAAGGUUUAGUUUUCCGAAAUAUGGUUUUCUGAUGACAUAACAAAAUUAAUUUCUAUGUAUAUGUUUAUGUAUAUACGGUUUGGUAUUUAGUAAAUACACAAGAGGGGGGGGGGGGGGGGUAGGACAGUGAAUGGCCUUGUGACAAACGCGUUCUCCUUGGUGGUGACGGCCAGUUUCAAAACUUGGCGGGCAAUCGUCACGCCGCUCUGCCCGGGAAUGAUCACCGGAGCGUCGGGGCCGACUGCCGGAUUCGACGAGGAGGAGCGAGCGAGUGGUGUUUGUCGAGGGACAUCGUCGCGACUCGUGCGGUGCCUCAGGACCCACCCCUCUGUUCACCGUUGUGAAUCUCUGGUUCCACGUCGUUCUUGCUGUUGCCACACGUCUCUCUCCCCCCUCCUCCCCCCCCCCCGUGGUCAAUCCCUCGUGAGUCGUGUCCAGAACCCCCCCCCCCCGUUUGAACCCCCAGCGUCCUCUGUGCCCCCCCCCUCUCCUCCCGAUCGUGUGAUCCACGGCAAUAACAAGACAGUGUCCCGUAUUCUGUACGCUGUAUGGUGAACAGGAUUAGAGCCUUAAUAAAAUCUUUGUAUUUUCCAAUUGUUUCAAAAAAAUAAAAUUCUUUAUUGCUUCUAA